Messenger RNA from Oncorhynchus nerka (sockeye salmon), 2841 nucleotides. RefSeq names its product protein SET-like. Gene Ontology annotation, biological process: nucleosome assembly. The record is from RefSeq and is a predicted model, not a curated record. The transcript has 8 exons. Gene Ontology annotation, molecular function: histone binding; chromatin binding. Gene Ontology annotation, cellular component: chromatin; nucleus. The coding region runs from base 159 to 965 and encodes 268 amino acids. NCBI's taxonomy places the organism in Eukaryota, Metazoa, Chordata, Actinopteri, Salmoniformes, Salmonidae.
GUGUGUGUGCAUGAGCAAAGCCUCUCUUGUUCACGACACGCGCGUUAUUCGCACUCUCCACCGUUGAAGGUGGAACGUAACUUUUCUCUUCCCCGAGGAGACAUCUGAACAACUGGGAAUAUAUAUUCUGUCUCAAACAUCUAAGGUGUUCGAAAAUCAUGUCAGCCUCGGCGGCGAAAGUCGGUAGAAAGGAGAACUCGAAUCAUGAUGGAGCGGACGAGACCUCCGAAAAAGAGCAACAGGAAGCUAUUGAACACAUUGACGAAGUACAGAAUGAAAUUGACAGAUUGAACGAACAGGCCAGCGAGGAGAUUUUAAAAGUAGAGCAGAAGUACAAUAAAUUACGCCAGCCGUUCUUCCAGAAGCGGUCAGAACUCAUAGCAAAAAUCCCCAACUUCUGGGUCACAACAUUUGUUAACCAUCCACAAGUUUCAGCCCUUCUUGGUGAGGAGGAUGAGGAGGCACUUCAUUACCUUACCAGGGUGGAGGUGACUGAGUUUGAGGACAUCAAGUCGGGUUACAGAAUAGAUUUUUACUUCGAUGAGAACCCGUACUUUGAGAACAAAAUUCUCUCCAAAGAGUUUCACUUGAAUGAAAGUGGGGACCCAUCUUCAAAGUCAACUGAAAUCAAAUGGAAGGCUGGAAAGGACUUGACAAAGCGUGCCAGCCAAACGCCAAACAAAGCGGGUAAGAAGAGGCAACACGAAGAACCAGAGAGCUUCUUUACCUGGUUCACAGAUCACUCCGACGCGGGGGCAGACGAACUAGGAGAGGUCGUCAAGGAUGACAUCUGGCCCAACCCGUUACAGUAUUACCUGGUCCCUGACAUGGAUGAUGAGGAAGGGGAAGGUGACGACGAUGAUGACGACGAAGAGGGCUUAGAAGACAUCGAUGAGGAAGGAGACGAGGAUGAAGGCGAGGAAGAUGACGAAGAGGAUGGAGAGGAGGACGGCGAGGAUGAUUAAGGUUGAAAGGAACAUUCCAACCUACACCUUUCCCUGUUCUUUCCUUUCAAUCAUCCUUCAACCCCUGGGAGCAAGAAUAUUUGUUUUCAUUUUAUUUUUGUAUUUUGUGCUCUCUCCUGUUCUACAAGUGUCCGCCUGUCCAUACCAUGUCUAUAGAUGCGUUAAUUUCCAGGCCAUGCCCAUAUCAGAAAGCUAGUGGCAAUCUGUCAUAAAACUACUACACGUGUCCCCGAAGACCAAUAAAAUAAAAGUACUGGCAUUCUGCACGUCGUCGUAUAUAGACCAAUAAUUUUGAAUAGCAAUUUAUACAUGUAUGAUAUAUAAAUAAGGUUUCUGUUAAAGUUGUGAGUUGAAUAAAGAGGAGUCAUGGUGCAGUGAUGAUAGCAUCUCUAGACACCUUUAAAAUAUAUAUAUACCUUUUCUUUAACGCAGCGUUUGGGGGGCCUCCUGGAGUUGACAGCUUUUUUUCUUCGUAAUGUGUUGUGCUAAUGGAAAGCAUCAGCUUCUUUCUGUCAACUGUUGUAAAUGUUUUGGGGUCGAUAUCUUGGUAUGACACAGUUAUUGUAGACCAUUAAAUGGGGUUUGGUGGGUCGAGUGGGCAUUUGGCGCAUUUGGGCUUGUUGAUUGACUUUUCAUUGUAAUGUUUUACAGACACCCAUGAGGUUUGAAAAAAUUACAUUUUUAAUAAAAACAAAACAAAAUUUCCUCUUGUAAUUUUGAGCUAAUUAACAGGUUAUUUAUAGAGAAAAUAAAGACCAUGUAUAAUCUCAUAUGGAAUCUACACUGGUGUUCUUCAUCUUUUCUACUGGAAAACUGUUCAUGUUCACCUUUAAGUGUACCGGUGUCUUUGUAAUGAUAAAUACAUGUAAUACAUUCAUGUGUAGGGUAGAGUCUGAGUGUAUUGACAGUGUUGUGUUGUGUAGGAGUAAAUAUCCACUUUAUGCUGAUCGGGAAAGAAUUGGGCGGUAGGUAGCCUAGCGGCUAAGAACGUUGGACCUGUGGCUUAAAGUUGACCGGUUUGAAUCCCGGGCCAGGCGUAAUUGAUCUGGCAACUAGAGGGCUGCUAGGUUGACUUAGCCUACCGUUUGGGCCCUUGAGCCAGGUCCUUAAAUGGGAAGUUCACUAUUACAGCUUGAUGUACCCAGUUUUCUUUAAAAUGCCAUUAUAAACUUCAUCUAACAUUAGCUACCACUAGCAAAAAAAAAUGUAUGGAGGUGAUGUGAGCAUGUAUAAAAUAAAAAGUUUAAAUCAACUUCAUAUUUGGUUUGUUCAUCUGGCCAUUUGAACCAAAAAUGAUAUAUUAUGCCCCCAUCACUUCCACAGAAUGGAUUUGUUUUGCUAGCGGAGUUUGUAAUGGCUGUUUAAAGAACUACUAUGGAUUACAGUUUUUCAUGGCUCAAGACUAUUUUCAGGGGGAAGAACCAUCUAAUAUCAAGUUGUGACAUGUUGAACUUUAACCCCACAACAUAUACAGGGGCAGCUUGUCUCAACAAAUGUGUUGUUAUUAUCUGACUGACUGUCCAGAACCUUCUACUGAUAAUCAUAUAUUUUCAAGAUCAUUUCAAGCAUUAUUAUAUAGUUAAAAGACAGCCAGUUUGUCCACUUUAAAGGGUACCUUUAAUACUGGGUUUGAAUGGGGGAUUAUUCAUUUUCAAUAGGAUCUUUGUCUACUAAAAAAUAUUUACUGGGGGGGGGUCCAGAAUAGAGGGUUGUCAAACUAAUUUUAUUUAUUUUUUGCUUUGGGGGGAGUGUGUUUUUUUUUUGGGGGGGGCCCCUAUUGCGUUUCCCCCUGGUUUACGUUUGUACUUCUGCUCGUAUUUUCCCUAUAAACAAUGGCUUGACUUUUUAUAUUACCCUAAUAAAGUUUAGAAAAGUU